This is a messenger RNA of Culex pipiens pallens (northern house mosquito), 3630 nucleotides long. RefSeq lists its product as uncharacterized. The record is from RefSeq and is a predicted model, not a curated record. Lineage: Eukaryota; Metazoa; Arthropoda; Insecta; Diptera; Culicidae. The coding region runs from base 16 to 3168 and encodes 1050 amino acids. The transcript is spliced from 4 exons.
CUGAACCCCUCAACGAUGGAUUUCGAAGGUUUUGAAGCCCUACUUGCGGCAGCUGACAUGGUUCUCAAAGGAGAAAUUGAGCCGGAACCGAGUGAGCUCAGCUACUCGGAUUCAUCCACGCUAACAGCUACCCACGGUUCGAGCUUGACGCCGUGGUCUUCCGACUCCUCCAGCCUGGCUGUAAAUGACGUCUUCGUGUCGGAUUGCUCGACAAUGACGGCAAUGGAACCAAGUCUCUGGAACCAGAGCUUGGCCGGAAAUCCGGGAGGAACGAAGCACGAAUCCAGGAAAAGGCGCUCUAUGCUUGACACCAGUGUUUACUCGGAAGCAUCAACCAUCCAAAACACACGGGCAGGAGUGCUAAUUUCGAGCAAGGGACAGAGUUCGCUGAAUAGCAGCAUCAGCAGCGGAAGUUCCAUAUUAAAACGCACACGAGCAGGACUCCUGGUAUCGCCACCAGUAUCAAACACCAGUGUUCGUAUGGGUAUGCGGAAUAGCUUCCGAGACACCUCGUUGGCGGAGCGUUCACUAGUGGACCAGCGACAGGAUCUGGUCAGAUCUUCAGCGGGGACGGUUUCUACACCCCGGGAAACAUCGAGAUACAACGCAAACACACUGCAGCUGGAGGGCGCCGGAUCAUCAUCCCGAAAUACUUCUCGCGUCCGAGUCGUCUCCAUGGCGGAGCGUUCGCUAGUGGACCAGCGACUGGAUCUGGUCAGAUCUUCAGCGGGGACGGUUUCUACACCCCGGGAAACAUCGAGAUACAACGCAAACACACUGCAGCUGGAGGGCGCCGGAUCAUCAUCCCGAAAUACUUCUCGCGUCCGAGUCGUCUCCUUGGCGGAGCGUUCGCUAGUGGACCAGCGACUGGAUCUGGUCAGAUCUUCAGCGGGGACGGUUUCUACACCCCGGGAAACAUCGAGAUACAACGCAAACACACUGCAGCUGGAGGGCACCGGAUCAUCAUCCCGAAAUACUUCUCGCGUCCGAGUCGUCUCCUUGGCGGAGCGUUCGCUAGUGGACCAGCGACUGGAUCUGGUCAGAUCUUCAGCGGGGACAGUUUCUACAUCUCGAUCCCGAGACCACUCCCCGCGGCGAUCACCGGUUGAUCAAAGGCAGAAAGUUGUAAAUUCAACGCCGAAUCGCAAGCAAAGUCAACCCAUCGCUGAGAUUUCUUUCGGUGACAUAAGCGUCAUCAGGAAUGACCAAGAUUCUAAUAAGUUCGCUCUGGAGGACAUGUACGAGCGCUUUAAUUCUACAACGAUCCUAUUCGAAGAAAGUGACGACGACGAAGACGAAGAAGGUGAAAAACCGGGCGAUCUCGGGUUUAACGACACGGCACCUGAGUGCGUCAAGCAAAAGCAACCAAAUCUUCGAGCAAUAAACCACAACGCACGUGUUCAGGGCAAAGAGUACAGAAAAGCGGACGGAACGGUCGUUCCUGCGCGUAGCAUAAAACCUGCUUGUAAGCAUCUGAAAUGUAACGAACAAUUCGAUCAACCCGCGCGGGAAAUGAUUUUGAAGCGCUUCCUGGAGUUAACUCUGUCGGGACAAAAUCAGUUGCUUUCUUCUUACAUGGAUAUCGACGUCACACGACACCCACAGGUCGUCAAUUCCAGGAGGCUUUUCACUAGACAAUAUUACCUGCCAAGUAACGGAGGACGCGCCAAAGUCUGCAAACUAAUGUUCGAAGCCACGUUCGACAUCGGUGACAAAAAAUCCCGAAUUAUCGCAGACAAGAAGCUGGCAGGCCUGGGAAUUGCAGCUGACGACUUGCGGAAGAACAAUACUUGCCACAAGAAGAUACCCGAAGAGCACAUCAACUUCAUCAAGACCCACAUCAAUUCUUUCCCGGCCUACAAGUCACAUUACAGCAGUGCGAAAACGGAGAAGCUGUAUCUAAGCUGCGACCUGAACAUCGCUAAAAUGUAUAAUCUGUACAUACAGAAGUGCAAGAAGCAGGGUCUCGAUGCAGUCCAUUACAAUUCGUACCGGCUAAUUUUCAAACAGUUUAAACUGUCGUUCAGAAAGCCCAAGAUGGACACCUGCAACACGUGUGACAAGCUGGCCAUUCGGCUCAAACUAGCAGCAUCGGAAACAGAAGCAGCGAAAGUCCAGCAUGAACGCGAGGAGCACCAGGGAAAGGCGUCGGCAGCGUACGCAGAGAAGAAGAAGGACGUCGCGGCUGCGAAAGGUAGUCCCGAGAUUCGGACAGCCUCUUUUGAUUUGCAGAAGUGUCUAGCAACGCCACAUUUGCUGUGCGGAACCGCUUUCUACUCGCGACAGCUGUGGACGCUCAACCUGACAAUUUUCUCGACCUGUAACGGCGUCAACGCAGCGCAUUGUCACAUGUGGGACGAGUCGCUUGCAAAAAGAGGGUCGCAGGAAAUAGCAUCGUGCCUUCUGAUGGACUUGUGCAGCAUGGACGAACAGAUCAAGUUGGUUACGUUCUAUUCGGACCGUUGUGGCGGGCAAAAUUUGAAUUAUGUUGUCUGCAGUACGUUCCUACAUUUUGUGGAACAGUGUCGUUCCGAGGGGCGAGACAUAACAAUUCGUCAUAAAUUCAUGACUAGCGGGCAUUCACACAUGGAGUGCGAUUCCAUUCACGCGUCGAUAGAAAAAGCCAAGAAAAAGUGCGCGGUUUCAAUAGAAACUCCCAGAGAUUGGGCUAUUUUUAUUGGCUCAAUCAACCGGAAAAUCCCAUUCAACGUGAUUGAAAUGAAACAGGAAGAAUUUCGCGCCUUGAAGGAACUGAAGCAAGUCUACAAACGUCCAAAGAAGGACAGCCAGGGCGACAAGCUUUGCUUUAAAGAUAUUUGCUUCUUCGAAUUCCGCUCUGCCUCGCCCGGCUUGGUGCACUUUAAGUACGCCUUCGAUGAAGAUCAAUAUCGAUGCUUCCGUAUGGCACAGGAAGGAGCGUCAAUGGCUACACCAGGCCCGAUUGCCACAGAACCCUUGCCGCUUCCAAGCGAGAAAUUGGAAGACUUGCAGAAAUUGCUGCCCUUCGUCACGAACAAGGCUUACUACGAGACCUUGUUGAAAAGUAUCGUCCCAAAAAAACGCGGCAGGAAGCCGCACAACAGUGUAAUCGACGAUUUUGAUGGCGAUCUGAAUGAUUCCGUUUUGUUCGAACACGAACAAGAAGAAGAUGACGUUGAUGUUGAAUAAGUGUACUUCUUAAGCUUUAUUAAUGACUAAAUGGCUCAUUUUGUAAUAAACUGAUCUCACAAUCGUUAAUAAUUACUUUUCUUGCAAUUUUCCGUAAAUACUAAUCCGACUGUCUUUGAUUAUAGUGCCCAGGAAGGCACCGCAGGAAACACCAACUUGGUUGUCGCAAACGUGUAUAAGUGUUAUCAAUUGGCACUCAAUGUUCACCUGCUCUCGAUUCUUAUCAAUCCAAGAUUCGAAUAAUUCGAAUUAUUGCUCUGCCUCCACACCUUCGGUUGGUCACGCAAGAAGAUUUAAUCUACAUGGUCCUGCGUGUAUUGUACUAGAACUUUGGAAUCUCCCGGAACAUUAUAUUUUGCCACGUUGACCUUAGAUUUGCUCGUUGAUAAAAUGAUAAUUUGAAAGUACGCUGUUGACAAACGGUGAAGAUGUUCUAGAUUCCGAAGACAUCCGGAUCAGGAA